Molecule: messenger RNA, 1526 nt
Organism: Paraphaeosphaeria sporulosa
Lineage: Eukaryota; Fungi; Ascomycota; Dothideomycetes; Pleosporales; Didymosphaeriaceae
Product: ferrochelatase-domain-containing protein
Exons: 2
Coding region: 167-1453 (428 amino acids)
Biological process (GO): heme biosynthetic process
Molecular function (GO): protoporphyrin ferrochelatase activity
Source: RefSeq, a predicted model, not a curated record
CCGCCGCGAGCGAUGCUUACGAUCCAUAGCUCCGAUCGUUGGCUCCAGUCGCAAGCUCCGCAUUGGCCACUCGUCAUCAAGCGGCCACUAUUCACAUGGCUCUUCUGGACAUUGCGCCAAACUUCCUCCCAUAACAUUCCGAGGUAGCGCUUCUUUCAUUUUCGUAAUGGCGAUGCGCUCGCCCUUAUCACACGCUGUGAAGCGUACAACGUACAAAUCACCCGCCACCCCGGUCUUGUCACCGUGUACCCAGCGCUGGAAGAGAAGCAAUGCGACGGUUGCUCCCCCACCCGUUACGCAGAGCUCCGCCGGCUCAAAAGGCCCCACUGCCAUGGUAUUCAUGAACAUGGGCGGACCUUCGACGACCGACGAAGUUCAUGGCUUCCUCAGCAAUUUGUUUUCUGAUGCCGACUUGAUACCCCUGGGCCGUCUACAGAACUACAUUGGCCCCUACAUCGCACGAAGACGUACACCCAAGAUUCAAAAACAAUACGCCGAAAUUGGUGGUGGCUCGCCCAUCCGGAAGUGGUCUGAGUACCAGGCCGCUGAGAUGUGCAAGAUCCUGGACCAAACCUCGCCAGAGACCGCACCGCAUAAGCCAUACGUCGCAUUCCGAUAUGCCAACCCUCUGACAGAAGAAAUGUACAACCGAUUACUCGCAGACGGUUUCGGGGGUGGCAAGGGUGGGCGCGCUGUCGCGUUUACGCAAUACCCGCAAUAUUCGUGCUCGACGACGGGCUCAUCGCUCAAUGAGCUAUGGAAGUGGCGACAAAGGUUAGAAGGCAAGAGGGCCGGUGGAGAGGUCAACCCAGAGGGCGCAAUCAAGUGGAGUGUCAUCGACCGAUGGCCCACGCAUCCAGGGCUGGUGGAAGCCUUUGCGCAAAACAUCGAGAAGACGCUUCAAGAGUACCCGCCAGAGCGAAGAGAUAACGUCGUUCUUCUCUACUCGGCGCAUAGUUUACCCAUGACCGUAGUUAACCGUGGCGACCCGUACCCGCAGGAAGUGGCAGCUACGGUGCACGCUGUGAAUCAGCGACUAGGCAUGAAGUACAAGUACCGACUUGUCUGGCAAUCACAAGUCGGACCGCAGCCCUGGCUUGGAGCGCAGACAUCGGACACGGUCAAGAACCUGAUGAAGAAGGGCAACACCGACCUCAUCCUAAUUCCGAUUGCCUUCACGAGCGACCAUAUCGAGACACUGUAUGAAUUGGACAAGGAGGUCAUUGGCGAAGAUGCGGAGGGUCAUGAGGGCGUAAAGCGCGUGGAGAGCCUGAAUGGCAACCCUAUCUUCAUCCAGGGUCUUGCUGAUAUUGCAAAGGCUCACCUGCACGCCGGAGUCGCUUGCAGCAACCAAAUGACGUUGAGAUGUCCCGGGUGUGUGAGCGAACGGUGCUUGGGCUCGAAGGAGUUCUUUGCUGGCCAGAACAAGCUCCUCGAGCCUCUAGCUGCGUGAGGGUGACAGCUUGGCUAUAAGGGGGACUAAUGUACGUUACUGUAUAGCAUGGCGUGGAAAUCAAAAGGCGUAG